AUGGAACUCCGCACUUACCAACUUGAGGUUCUCGCCAAGAUACGGGAGUUCAAGUCGACGGUGGCCUUCAUGCCGACAGGCUCGGGGAAAACCCUGGUAGCUGUCUGGCUACUGCGUGAGCGGAUAGCACUGCAACAGAGGGAUGUUGCCGAUGGGCAGGCCAAGAAGGUAUGUGUCUUCAGCGCGCCCAACAAGGUCCUAUGCCACCAGCAAGCUGACUACAUUGGCAGUAACAUUGGCGAUGACCAGAGGUGCAGGAUACGCGUCCUUACUGGCGAGACUCCGAGGAUUGACAAUUGGUGCGGUACGGAGUGGAAAGAUAUUUUGGCAAGUGUCGAAGUGAUCGUCUGCGUGCCGGAAAUCCUUCGCCGUGCGCUGGCUUGUAAUUUUGUGGACUCUAAUUUGAUCGACACGUUAAUUUUCGAUGAGUGUCACCACUGUGUGUCCAAGAAGGGCGUUAGCAGCGGGCACCCUUAUUGUCAGCUCGCCCAGUUGGCCAGGGGUGCUCGGAAGUAUGUUGGGCUCACAGCGAGUCCUAUCAAUUGCAAGAAAGUUGAUGUUAAGAAGAAUAUGCAGCAGUUGAAGACGGUGCUUUCCUUGAAUGGUGAAUGUGAGAUAGUGAGGCCGUCGGCUACUCUGGCAGAGCUGCAGGAAUAUGUCCACACGCCCGAACCCCAAUUGGAGUUGUAUGCAUCCCCUGUCUAUCGCCCGAAUUGUGAUCGAUUCGAUGAUUGCAAGGCAAAGGGACAGAGAUUGCACGACCUCAUGUGUGGAGCAUAUAAACGCGUGUCGUGGCUCGACGAGUACUGUGCGAUACGGAAGUCACUGAGGCAUGUUGACGCGAACUACACCGCUGUGGUGGGGUUGGUCAGUGCUAACCUCAUGGAUCUACCACACAAUGAGGUCUCCUAUUACUGCGAGUUGCUGGGCCAGCUGGGGAAAGUUUUACACGAGGGUGGUAGUCGCGCUGCACUGCAUGCGUUGAAGUACAUCUGCCGUACGCAUGAUGAGAUCCUUGAGGAUUACGCCCUUCCUGAACUCUACAACCAGGCAGAAGGGAAGAUUGAACCUGGCCGAUUGAAGUUCCGUAUCAAAAGGCUUGAGGAGCACGUUGCGGAGUUCCCACUAUGGCCUGGUACGAUGGCCAACGCUGUGAGGCAGUCUCUGUGGGAGGCCUGCGAGGCCAUCUGUGUAUAUGGUGGUCUGGAGCUCGUCGAAGUAGCUGGCAACAUCGACAUCCCCGGUGUUAGUCUUGAGGACCUCAAGCGCUACAUCACGGAAACCUUCGUACCAAGACUACUGGGCAUGGCUGUUGACGCUGACAAGCUGUUGAAACUCCGUUCGGUGUUGCAGCUCGACGAUCUGGCCCAUUCGAAGUACUCUGCGACCAUAGUGUUCGUCGGCGAGAGGCUGAUGGCGCGUGCGUUGGCGGCUACCUUGAAUUUGAGAUACUGUGUUGGUGGUAACGGAGAGCGAGUAAGCAAGCAGACUGAGGCUUUGGAGUGGUUCAAGGAUACGGCCGAGGAGGGCUCUCAGCGUGCUGUGCUUAUCGCAACCUCGGUCUGUGACGAAGGUGUUGAUGUUCCUAUAUGUGACUGUGUUGUGAUGUGGGACGUGCCCCCGAACGUUCGCAGUUUCAUUCAGCGUCGUGGACGGGCGCGCAAGAUCAGGCCGACGAAAUCUGAGCUCAUCGUUCUGGUUGAGGCCUCGAACUUCGCCGUGACCAAGCCAACGAGAGUUUGA
Molecule: messenger RNA, 1743 nt
Organism: Perkinsus marinus ATCC 50983
Lineage: Eukaryota; Perkinsozoa; Perkinsida; Perkinsidae
Exons: 3
Coding region: 1-1743 (580 amino acids)
Cellular component (GO): cytoplasm
Molecular function (GO): ATP binding; nucleic acid binding
Source: RefSeq, a predicted model, not a curated record